AUGUAUACGCUUUCUGCUGGCCUCUGGGAAAAGUUCUUCAAGAAAAAAGAUUAUUACGUUUUAAUCGUCGGUCUUGAUGAUGCUGGUAAAACGACUUUCUUGGAACAAACUAAGUCUCAUUUCAUCAAGGAUUACGGAGUAGUGAAUCCUUCCAAAAUAACGAGUACAGUUGGGCUUAACAUUGGCAAAGUUGAAUUGAAUAAUACUUGCUUGAAUUUCUGGGAUUUGGGUGGUCAGGAAGAUUUGAGGUCUUUGUGGAGUACUUACUACAGUGAGGCUAAUGCAGUCAUUUUUGUCGUGGAUGCUACUCGACGGGAUCAGUUUGAAACUGUUGCGAAUGUCUUUAAGGACGUAAUGGCCAGCGAACUCAUUCAUGAUUUACCUGUUCUGGUUGCUGUUAAUAAGAGUGAAGUAGACGGUGCUGCUCCCGCAGCUGAGGUGCGUAUGUUUCUGCAGGAUGAUCACCAUUCAGGAGAUCUUGCUGUUAUUCCCGUUUCUGCUAUAGAAGGCACUAACGUAGAUCGUUGUGUGAGGUGGAUUGUAAGAACAUUGGCAAGCCAGCCAUUGUAUUUGUAG
Molecule: messenger RNA, 576 nt
Organism: Auanema sp. JU1783
Lineage: Eukaryota; Metazoa; Nematoda; Chromadorea; Rhabditida; Rhabditidae
Source: the annotation of a GenBank genome assembly